AUGAAACUAUCACUUGGAUUCAUAGUAAUGCUUUUGCUCAACAUGGGAUUUUCAACUCCAAGCAACUACGGAGUGAUUUUCGGCUUGGACGACGGGGAGCUUUGCGUCGAAGGCGAUCAAUGUUCCUCUUACUGUUGCAUGGAUUUUAAUGGUUUUAACAGAUGUGCCCCAUUGAGCAUAGAGGGAGCAGUUUGUGAGAACGAUGGUCUUUGGGACGUGUACGAUCACUGUCCGUGUGAAAGUGGGUUAAGUUGCGUAAACUCCGGCUCCACAAAGAUCUGCUCUGAUCCAAAUGAUUCCUAA
Molecule: messenger RNA, 303 nt
Organism: Ciona intestinalis (vase tunicate)
Lineage: Eukaryota; Metazoa; Chordata; Ascidiacea; Phlebobranchia; Cionidae
Product: colipase-like
Biological process (GO): lipid catabolic process; digestion
Cellular component (GO): extracellular region
Molecular function (GO): enzyme activator activity
Source: RefSeq, a predicted model, not a curated record